Cladocopium goreaui is the source of this 1200-nucleotide messenger RNA. NCBI's taxonomy places the organism in Eukaryota, Dinophyceae, Suessiales, Symbiodiniaceae. The record is from the annotation of a GenBank genome assembly.
AUGGCUCCAGCCCUUUAUUUUCUCCCCCCGCCUGGGACCACGGACCCUCGUGGGAAGGCAACUGCAUCCAAAGACACCUUGGAAGUGUCUGCUUGGGACCCUAGCGUGUUGUAUGGCAAUCGAGCUGCUGCGCUGUGCCACCUUCAGUGUUGGACUGCAGCGGUGCAGGAUGCACGGAUGGCUGCUCGACUGCAGCAGUCAGCCAAGGCCAGAUGUCGUCUUGGUGUUGCACUCUUGGGAGCUGGGCAACCAGAGGAUGCAUACACCGAAUUCGCUUGGGCAUUGGCCAUCGACAGUCACUAUGCUCUGGCUCGAAGCGGUUUGGAGGCUUGCCUCUCCGCCAUUCCCAAGUGGAAAUCUCGCGAGGCACAGAGACGUUGGAGGUUGUCCCAGGAUUCUGGACGGCCACGAGCUUUCACCAAGGUUUGGAUGAUUUCGGAUCUCCACUGCGACCAGAAGGGGAACGCAGAGUGGUGUCAGCUCCUGGAUGAUGCAGAGUUUCAGGAGGAUGUGCUGAUCGUGGCUGGAAAUGUGGCUGAAACCUACCGAGCUGUGAUCCAGAGCCUGAAGGUCCUGAGGGGAAAGUUCCGACGGGUCUUCUACGUCCCUGGCAACAGAGACCUUGCCCUGAAUGCCAGUGAGGUGCGGACAUCGCGAUUUCCAGACUCGAUCGCCAAGCUGUUGGCGUUGCUCAAGGCUUGUGAAGAAAUUGAGGUGGAUGUCUUGCCGGCUGCUAUUGGGCAGGAUGUCUACGUGGUGCCACUCUUUUCCUGGUACAAUGCGGAAUUUGACAAACGGAGUCGUCCAGAUCCCAACAUCGGCUUUGAUUCACAGUGCGUGUGGCCCUUGGAUCAACACCAGCUGUGGAAGUGGAUGCUGAAGUUAAACGAGGCACAUCUUCACGUCUACCGUGGCACGGUUUUGACUGUUUCGCACUUCCUGCCCCUGACCACCUUGCCCUUUGACGUUGCUGGUAAGCAGGCUCAAGCCAUGGGCUGUGAAGAGAUCGAGGACCAGCUGAGAGAAGUCAGGAGCAGUGCUCACGUCUAUGGUCAUAGCACUAUCAGAAGCCUGCAGGUGCAUGGUGGAACAACCUUUGGAAACCAUGCACUGGGCCUGGUCACUGAUGAGAACGAGGUGCCAGCUGGUCCUCGCUUGCUGUUCGACGGAGCCAAAGGUGUGGUGAAGAGCAGUGCGUGA